UCUUUUGGAUAAAACGGAUGUGUGUGGGCAUUUUAAUUGCCUUGCUCGCCAUCUCAGCAUUUGGACAACAGUGUAGCUGUUAUAUCUUGCCAAAAUACGGGAUUGUAAUCAAAAAUUAUAAUGGAAAUUAAUGUGAACAUUAUAAAUUAAAAUUAAUUUAAAAAGUCCAUACAUGAAAGUUUGUAUAUAAAACGAUUAAUAUGAAAGCCCUAUGCAAAUAAUGUAAUCAUAAUAAACUCAACUAUAAAUUCAAAAUGUUACCACAACUACUACCGGAAAAACGGGAAGAUAGCAAGACUGAAAAUUCAUUCACAAGAGGAAAUAUAAAAGACGCCAGCAGCAAAUGGCGACUUUGGUGUCCAUUUCAUCUAUACACUGCGCUUAGCUGGCAAAGUUUGCGAACUUCUCGCCUUACGAAUCGCCGUAUUAUGCCCAAUGUAUAUUUGUUCAUCCUGCUGUUUAUGGUGUUACCCCCACCAAUACUGGCUCAGCAACAGAAGUUCAGAGUAACUCCAUACGAUUUACAAGUAUUAGAAGGAGCGGAAGCUAUGAUGCGCUGCGAAGUGUCCAAUAAAGCAGGCGCUGUGCAAUGGACAAAAGACGGGUUUGCACUAGGGUUCUCAGCUGUUAUUCCUGGGUUUCCACGUUAUUCGGUUUUGGGUGAUCGAAAUCAAGGUGUAUAUAAUCUACGAAUAUCGAAUGCGUCUAUUACUGACGAUGCGGAGUAUCAGUGCCAAGUGGGCCCAGCACGUCUUCACUCAGCCAUACGAGCAAAUGCAAAGUUAACAGUCAUAGCACCACCUGGCUAUAUUGAAAUACAAGGCUAUACUCAGAAUUCGAAAGUAGAGGUAAGGGAAAAUCAAGAUUUAUCAUUGAACUGUGUUGUUGGAAAUGCAAAGCCAGCCGCACAAAUCAUCUGGUUUCGUGGGAACGUGGAAUAUAAAGAAGGUCGCGUUGAUAAAAUUGAAGAGACUUCCUCAAAACGCUACACUACAAAAUCGACAUUAAAUAUAAAACCAAGUGCCGAUGAUGAUUUUAUGGAAUAUACCUGUCAAGCGAAGCAUAAGGCGUUGCCUCCAGAUAUGCCGUUGCGGUCGACCGUUCAGCUUUCCGUUCUCUAUCCACCAGGCCCUCCAUAUAUCGAGGGUUAUACUCAAGGCGAGAUUCUGCGAAGGGGUCAAACAGUUGAAUUGGUGUGUCGGAGUAGAGGUGGAAAUCCACCAGCGCAAUUAAUUUGGUAUAAGAAUGGUUCUCAAAUCCGAAUGGCUUACAGGACUGCCGGACGAUUGUCUGAAAAUAUCUACACCUUUACAGCAGAAGCGAGCGAUAAUAAUGCACGUUUUCGUUGCGAAGCUAGUAACGUAAUGUCACAGAAUCCUUUGAAAGCAGAAAUAGACAUAACUGUACUUUUUGCUCCGACACAUGUAUCUAUUGCGGGACCUACUGAAGCACGUGUGGGAGACGUGGUAUCACUAACAUGUACAACUGCACCGUCCAAUCCACCAGCGGAAAUAAAAUGGAUGGUCGGCGGGCGUCAAAUUCGAAAUGCCACUUCAAAGACAAAUGUCAGCUCUGAAGGUGGAUGGGUUACUGUUUCCAACAUAACUACAACUGUUGAACCCAAUAAAAGAUCUCUUGUAGUAAUUUGUCAUGGACUCAACAUGCAGUUAACAGAGAACGUUGUCUCAACACAUACAGUAAAUAUUUUGUAUCCCCCUUCUUCCCCCAUAAUUUCUGGCUAUAUGGAAGGACAAAUUAUACCGGCCGGUUCUGUGCAAAAACUACUUUGUGUCUCUUCAGGUGGAAACCCCUUAGCUACCCUCACUUGGUACAAGAACGAUAAGAGAGUUAACUCCGUGAUACGAACAGCUGAUAAGUCUGUCUCUGCUGAAAUAACGAUUUUAGCGAAUGUAACAGAUAACCAAGCGCAAUAUCGCUGCGAGGCAUCCAAUAGUGCUACUGAGAUUCCCCUUUUCGAAAGCACUAUUUUAAGCGUUCAUUUUGCGCCAGAAAUUGUUAAAAUUCGCGUUGAACCUGAAGUUCUAAAACCUGGUAUGGAAGUUGCUAUAAUUUGUGAUUCGAGUUCAAGCAAUCCGCCAGCAAAACUCACUUGGUGGAAGGAUGGUAUUCCAAUCGAUGGCAUAAAUAAUUCGUCCAAACCAGGAUUAUGGGGAGGCACGGUCUCGACCCUGGCAUUCAAAGUGAACGUUUCUCAGGAAAUGAAUGGUGUGGUUUAUACAUGUCAGAGUGCCAACGAAGCACUACAACGCAGUGUACAUGAAGCAGUUAACUUAAACAUAUUAUAUCCACCAGUGUUUCUACCACCACCAUCAUCAACUGCUGUAGGAGUUGAAGGAGAAUCUUUACAAGUCUCCCUAAGCGCUACAGCUAAUCCAGCGACAGUUUUAUAUAGUUGGACAAAGGAUGGAUUACCAGUACCUUCAACUUCCAUUAGCAAUGGUCGUGCAGAGCAUCGUAUAUACGCAGACGGAGCUAAUCUUAACUUCACAAAACUGAAUCGAAAUGACGCUGGAAUUUAUGUAUGUGAAGCCAGUAAUUCAGAAGGCUCUGCAAAGCUCAAUAUUACUAUUGUAGUAGAAUAUGGUACUACCAUUAAAGCUAUAUCAGAAAACAUUGUAGUAAAUCCUGGCGAAGAUGCGAUGCUAUCAUGUACAGUAGAAGGGAAACCAUUAACCGAGGAGCACAUUAAAUGGGAGAGAGUUGCUUAUGAUAUGACAGUGAAAACUACGACUUCGUUUGUGAAUAAUACUUCAUAUCUUCACAUAAAAGACGCUCGCCGGGAGGAUGUUGGUAACUUUCGCUGUAUUGCAGACAAUCGUGUUGCUAAUCCCACAAAUCGUGAUGUUCUUCUAAUUGUCAAAUUUCCACCCGAAAUCGAUAAAUCGCCAACAUUAUUACGUGCAGCAAGUGGAACUGGAGAACGUGGACGUUUGCCUUGUCGAGCCCAAGCUUCUCCACAACCAAAAUUCACCUGGCGUCAGGAAGGAAAGGAUUUGCAAAUGAAUCGUACAUAUAAGUAUGAAGUUGAUGAAAAGAAAAUCGAUUCACUAACCUAUGAAUCUACGUUGAUAAUUGAAAAAGUCGCUCCAGCUGAUUAUGGAGCUUAUGAAUGUGUCGCAACGAAUGAACUAGGCCAAACUACGGAAUUAAUUCGAUUGGAUAUCACCUCCCAGCCAGAUACGCCACUUAGUUUGAACAUAUUGAAUAUCACACAUGAUAGUGUUUCUUUAGCAUGGACACCGGGAUUUGACGGAGGAUUAAAAGCUUCCUACAGAGUUCGAUACAGAGAGGCGAACCGAGAACAAUACAAAUAUAUCGACAGCUUACCAAAUAGCCACAAGUUGACCAUCAGUGGUUUAAAAACCAACACACUGUACUUAUUUUCGGUGAUGGCAUUCAAUGAUUUGGGUAACAGUAAAUAUUUACCCGAUUUACAACGUGCACAAACCAAAGAAGCUCCACCACCUUCGCAACCAGCCUCAUCGUUAGGAGGUCCACCGACGACUACCUCAACACCAUUGGGAGGAACUUCUGGUUUACUUCUUUUAGUAGGCGUCGUUUCAGGUGUCACGGUAGUUUUAUUAAAUGUUUUCAUUAUCGGAUGUUGCCUGCACAAACGAAACCAAAAACGACUUAAGCGAGAAGGAUUGGAAAUAUCAACUGAAGAAUUAACUGAAGAUUCAAGUACUCCCAGUCUUGUUAUAUUGGGAAUAUCAAUGUCAGCGUUUGGAUUUUUGAUAGUCAAUGCUGCUUUAGUCGCUUGGUUCUUUGUUCACAAUCGACGCAAGAAAGCUGAGAAUGAUAACCAACCAGGCAAAACAGCAACAAUCGAAAUGUAUGCGCCAAGUUCCUAUAACGAUACAGUUACCGGUGAAACAUUAUCAAGUGUUUCCGAAAAGAGUGAAUCAUACUCAAAUGAUGGCAGUCAAAUUGAAUAUACAGAUGAGGCACGAAAAAAGGCAGCUUCGACAUAUUUGGUAGAAAGCAGCGAUAUGCCACCUCCUCGUUAUCAGAAAGAUGGUACUAUGCCGAUAGUCUAUCCAAGUAACAUAGUCAAUGCUCGAACAUUACCACAUCCCCGGCACCACAGUAAUGUCACAAAUAUAUUAGAUCACCGAGCACACGAUGAUCAAAUCCUUAUAAACAAAGGCGUCUACAUUCCGUCCCCUUCGCCAGCGCCGCCACCUGAUGGUUCAUAUUAUAAUAUGAAUAGUGACAGAUAUCUUUCAUAUCCGCCUAUGGAUUAUCCUCCUCAACUAGAUUUUGCAUCGCCUCCAUUACCAAUGGCACAUCUUCAACCGAUUACGCAGGCAUCUAUAAUAAGUGGUAAUGCCAUCAUUGGCAGUGGAAGCGGUACCCUUCGUAGAGGCAUUAUGCGUGGAGUUGUGGGAAUGCCGCCUCCCGAUGUUACUCAACUAACGAAUACUAGUUUGACUGGUGCUAGCAACAUCCAAUUGCUUCACGAACUGCAUCCAAUAAAUAUUUCAAAUAAUUCAUGCUCCACACAAACCACAAGCAUUACAGGUAACGGGAGUAUGAUGUCAACGAUUCCAAGCAGCACCUCCAAACAGCCUCAAAGUAUACUUAAGGAUCCAAAUAGGUCUAAACCACAGCAACAGCUAUUAAGUGCGAAUCUAGUUGGUGUGGGUGUACCCACAGCUUCAGGUAGUCUUCAAAUUCUCAAUAUUCCCACAUCUGCUGGUAUUAGUGGUAAUCUUUUGAUGACCGCGAGCGGGACAUAUGAUCCGGCAAACCUUAGUACUUUCAAUGCUGCUACUGGUACAACAUUGGCAUACACCGAUGCCGAUGGGCAUUUAGUAUAGCUGUAGGAGCGCACGGGAUUACCGAUGGAAAAUACGCUAGCCGUAAUUGAUGACCCUUCGGCUCCCUCUGUUGUCAGGUCCAACACUACACGUUACUGACAAAGAAAUACUCGUACAAUUGCACAGGUCAAAGUGAGAAGAUAUUGCAGAAAAUAGAAUAAUUAGGCAAGAGAAAAAGAUACUGAGUUUAACAAUAAGAUUAGAUUUAAGUUCAUUUAAUCAAAUAGCCUAAAUUAGUACUUACCAACGUAAAAGACCUGAUGCUGGAAAGGUUGCAUUAAAAUAAUUAUAAGUAUAUAACAAGUACCCAACCAAAUAUAAUCACCAUUGUUUGAACUUUCCCGAUAGCCAUAAACAAUUACUACGUGCAGACACCAUAGAAAAUUGUAAGGUUUGCUAAAGGGGCUCACUUAUGAAUUAGUGAUUAUCGUUCUUUAUACUCUCACAACAUGUUACACCGAGUGUAACAGUUUUUAUUACCAAACGGUUGUUUGUAAUUAAUCGAGAGAGAGUCGAUUUAAAUUCAGGACGUCCGUGUAUCCGUGCAUGCGAUAACUUGAGUGAAAAUGAAAAAAAUUGCAGAUUAGCAAAAUCGGAGCACUGUCACGCCCACAAAGUGCCUUUAAACAAUAUAAUAUAAAGUUCUGUAACUAAGUUAUAAAUGAAUCUAUAUCAGGUUGUAAAAUAAUUUGGUCGUUUGAUAAGAAAAACACAAUUUUAUUAUUCAAAAUACACUUUACUAUUCAGUAUAAUCUCGCUGAAC
Bactrocera tryoni is the source of this 5607-nucleotide messenger RNA. RefSeq names its product nephrin (gene sns). Lineage: Eukaryota; Metazoa; Arthropoda; Insecta; Diptera; Tephritidae. The transcript has 23 exons. Gene Ontology annotation, cellular component: cell-cell junction. The coding region runs from base 255 to 4844 and encodes 1529 amino acids. The record is from RefSeq and is a predicted model, not a curated record. Gene Ontology annotation, molecular function: cell adhesion molecule binding. Gene Ontology annotation, biological process: cell-cell adhesion.